Myotis daubentonii (Daubenton's bat) is the source of this 5427-nucleotide messenger RNA. It is a transcript of the gene HOXB6, whose product is annotated as homeobox B6. The record is from RefSeq and is a predicted model, not a curated record. NCBI's taxonomy places the organism in Eukaryota, Metazoa, Chordata, Mammalia, Chiroptera, Vespertilionidae. Gene Ontology annotation, biological process: anterior/posterior pattern specification; regulation of transcription by RNA polymerase II. Gene Ontology annotation, cellular component: nucleus. Gene Ontology annotation, molecular function: RNA polymerase II cis-regulatory region sequence-specific DNA binding; DNA-binding transcription factor activity, RNA polymerase II-specific.
CCUUCCGCGGGCGGGGGGCCCUGAACCGGGGAGCCCCCCAUCCACCACCGCGGGCGCUAGGGGGGAUCCUCCGGGCCUCUCGGGAGAUCCGAGGCCAAGGCUGUUCAAGGUUUAUUUGGUUUUCUUUUUGGCCAAGGGAGGGGCCCGCAGAGGAGGCGCCGGCCCCGGCAGUUCCACUCGGUUGUCAAAAGACAACCGGGUCUGUGUUCUCUCGGUUGGCGGUGGGUCUUGCCAGCUCCUUGGUUGGCGAAUCCGUGAGGAAGGAAUUGAGCCAAAUUUUCUGGAAACGGUCGGUGUCUGCAAGUGAGUGGGGGCCCCCUCCCUCAUUCUCAAUCGUUUCAAGCGAAAUAAUCGACAAAGAUGCUUUGGGGGGAAAUUGGGGUACAGCUCAAUCACCGAGGAACCAAACCCUGGGGAUUUUCGUUCCUGCCGGACCCCUCACACCCGCCUUCCCAGAAGGGGUGGCGAGGGCGGGGGUCCGCCCCGCGGCCGCCUCGUUUGAAUAUUGGCCCCUGUCUCGCGGGUUACUGAUUAGCUCGGGCUUUCAAGCCCCAGGAGGAAGCCCUGGCCGUCCCUUUCAAGGUGCGGUGGCCCCGGCUCCUGGGCGGGGGCUCCAGGAAAUUGCCUGCGGUGCCGGGCAGGCCGAGGUGUUACUAGGGUCUGGCCUGGAGCUGGAGGGGCCCGGCGGGGCUGAGGGCAAACGCCAGGGCUACCGCCCCCCGCGCCCUGGGCAGCCAGAGCGGUUUCCCUGCGGCUGGAAGGCCCGGCCCCGUGCGGGAGGCCCGAGGGAGCGCGCCCCGCCGGGAUCGGCCCCCCCCUCCCCUCCACAAUCAGGCUUUUUCUUGUGGGCAAUCCAGAGGUCAGGUGGGGAGGAGAAGGUGGCUGGUACCAAGGGUGGAAACACUGCGGGGCUCCUAGAGCGCUGGUGGACCUGGGGGUGGGGGGAGCGGGAACUGGGCGCCGCGGCCCGCCCCACCCCCAGAUCAGAGACAAGGUGGUUCAUUUGCAUAUGAAAAUGAGGUCCUGGCGCCGAGCUCCGGCCCGGCCCGUUUGAAGGGCCUGUUCCAUCUAAACUGCUCGCAAAGGUUGGGAGCCAUCACGUUGCUUCCUCUGGGAACAUUUAUGCUUCCCAAACCCAGAGACUCACAGAAUUGGGUAGACAUGUUUCAACUUGCCACACCCCGGCCAGAGUUACAAGUGGGGUGUGGGGGAAGGUGUCCACAACCCAAAGAGCUGGGGUGGGGGGGCGCUUUGUAGCUGAGAGGAAAGGGGAAGCCUGGACAAUGUCUAAUCCCCCCUCCCCUCCCCUCCACACACAUACAGGAGGAUACCCCUCCCUGGUACGGGAGAAUUUUCCUCCUGAGCUGAACACAACUGAGGCAUUUCCCUGGGAGCUGGAACGUGUGUGCGUCCACAGGGCUGCAGAUUCGAAGCACAGAAAACUACAAUUAUAAACCCUGCCAGUGAGGUUUCUGUGCAAUCCUGUUGUGUACUCAAGACUUGGUACACAUUUCUAUCCACCUCUCCAUACGCAUGCUUCCUCAUGGAAGCAGGGAGAGGACCCCCCCCCCCCCCAGACGGGCAGCCGGCUGUGCCCGCUGCUGUGUAUUUACAUAUUCCCCCUUGGAGACAGACAGAUGGGACAGUGGACUGAACCACAGAUUCGUAGAGAUCUGGCUCCAGGAACCAGGCGGCCUCUGGCCCAGCUCUGCCUGCCUGCUCUUUCUCCCAAACAAACGGAUCAGAGGAAUAAACGCUCAUAAAUACCUCUGGGUUUAGAUAAGAGCGAUGAGGCGCUAUUUCCUUUCAUGCUGGACUACAGGCGCCCAGGCCCUGCCUUUUCGGCUCCAUCUCCCGACAGGCAACCUGCAGAGGUGAGGUUAAUUUGGGGCUGUGACUCUCUCUAAGGAUAAGAAGGUUAUUUUCCUGCUUCUCUCACCCGGGAAUCUUACUUUGUCCGAACUCCACCGGCAAGCCUACACCAUCCAGUCCCAAGCCAUGGACAUAGUGGCCAGCGAGGGGACAGCGAGGGCUGGAACCCAAGGCCCAGCUUCAGUGGCAGGGACGGGGGAGGUGCACACAGGCACUUGCUCACCUCGCCCAAAUGUUCCACGUGCCUCUGUGGGAAUGGGCCCAAUCACAGCUAGAUUGGAACAUUUAUGAUGCUCCAGCAUUUGAGGGCUUGAGUUUGUUUUUCUUAAAUCUUGAUAAAACGACUGCAGAGUCAGGGCAGGAAGGGAUCACCACUUGGCCAUGAAGGGGCAACCUAGAUGUUGUCCUGAGUUCAGGAAGCCUUGUAGGCCAUUUUGCAACCAAACAAGUACCCACCCUUAGUCACCAACCUCAUCCCUCUGCCAUUUCCCCUAGUGUCUUGUCCCACCUUUAGUGGGUAGAGCUGGCCCACAGAAAGGAGCCCAGAGAGCAAGGUAGAAAGGAGGCCAGCCUGACCCCUCACCAGCUUUUGCCCCACACCCUGGCCCAUGCCCAGCUCCAGGUCUGAAGGUGGUCCCCCUUGACAUCCUCUACGUGAAUAUUAGAAUUUUGAAAACAUACUGUGGCUGUCUUCCAGCCUGGCGUCAAUGUUCAUUUUCUUUAGACGAGAGCCAGAGACAUGCACUCUCACACACGCAAGCUUGUACUGCAGCAAAGCGGGUGCUGCAAAAAUGAGAGGGGGGUGGGAGGGACGGUAGAGAUGCUGAGAGACAGAGGGUGGUGAGCAUCUGGAGAGGGGAUGUGGGCUGAUAGUUCUAAGCUGCCUGCUGAGACCCAAACCCUCUUCCCUCCUUAUACAACUAAACCAAAAUGAAGUCUGGGGAAAGAAUUAAUUUUAAAAAGAACGGCCAGCUUCUGGAGAGACUUGGAAAAGGUGUGAGGGACCCCUCUCUUCCUGGUGGUCUCUAAUCGCCUCAACUAUCAGGAGGGUUUGAGGACCCCAACUUAGAGGAGGACCAAUUUCUCUCCUAUACCCUCUUUCUGAGACAACCUUGAUUCCUAAGGAUCUGUCACCAAGGAUAUUUUCAUGUCUUUGUGGGGGUGAAGGUUGCAGGCAGGAUAAGUGAUCAGACUAACCCAGGCUGGGGGACGCCCCUCACACCCCCUCUCUUUAUCCCUAAGUGGAGAGGACUAGACCCUCUCCCCAUCGCCCCUUCCUGUGCCCAGAGCAAGCGGUGCACACUAGACCCAGGCGUGAUGUCUUGGGGAGCAGCCAUAGCAGCCCAGGAGGCUCCUAACCCAGCUGCAGAGCCAGGAGAAGGUUAGGCUCAGACCCUCCUCCCAUUUACCGGCCUUCGGGGUCCUCUGGGCAGCAGGCUCUGGCCUGCCUCUCAGACCACGAGAGCUGUGGAGAAGCAGGAAUCAGAAUCCCAGGCUUGGAAGAGAUAGAGUGGAUCUGAGAAACAAGGGGAGGAGGGAUGUCUUCAAAACCUGGGAAGGGGAUGGUUUCCUUUUCGCCUCUCUCUCUCUCUCUGAAGGGAUGCUAGUUAGCAGCGAACUCUUCUCCCCUUCGACCAACACAAACUCCUAGAAAUAAACCGCCUUUGGUUCUCUCCUGGCUGGGCUGAGAUGUGAGAUUCAGGGAUGGCUGCCCACCCUUCCCUUGGGGGGAAUGGGGCUCAAGCCACGCAGGGGUUAACUUUCCUGAAAACACAAUUAACUUUUUCCUAUCCUGAGUGGGGAGGGAGGGGGAGAUUUAUUUAAUCACUGGGGGAUGCGGUGGUCUCCACCAAAGCUCCCUCCUCCCGCACAGACGUCUCCCUCGCAGAUCCUACGUAGAGGGAACAGAACGCGUAGUGUUGUUGGGGAGAGAGAGAGAGAGAGAAAGGAGAAGGAGAAGAAGGAGGGGAAAAAAAGGUUGAUAGGUUUGUGCGCGGGUCCCUCGCGCGGGCCGCGCUCCUCCUGGGUGCUAUUUGACAAUUCCUGCCUCUGCUAUUGGUCAGCGCCGGAUCAGAUGCUUGUAUUUCCUUCUGGCCCUCACUGGCACCUCGCCAUCCCCCCUCAGCGAAAACCCAAUCUCAGAUAUACUACUAAUAGGCGCGGCGCUCGGACUAUAAAACACAACAAAUCAUAAGCCCGGCGGAGCAGCAGCGGCCGCGCGCCUCCCUCCCAAUGAGUUCCUAUUUCGUGAACUCCACCUUCCCCGUCACUCUGGCCAGCGGGCAGGAGUCCUUCCUGGGCCAGCUCCCGCUCUACUCCUCCGGCUAUGCGGACCCGCUGCGGCACUACCCCGCGCCCUACGGGCCCGCGCCCGGCCAGGACAAGGGCUUUGCCGCCUCCUCCUACUACCCGCCGGCGGGCGGCGGCUACGGCCGAGCGGCGCCCUGCGACUACGGCCCGGCGCCCGCCUUCUACCGCGAGAAGGAGUCGGCCUGCGCGCUCUCCGGGGCCGACGAGCCGCCCCCCUUCCACCCCGAGCCGCGCAAGUCCGACUGCGCGCAGGACAAGAGCGUGUUCGGCGAGCCCGACGAGCAGAAGUGCUCCACGCCCGUCUACCCGUGGAUGCAGCGGAUGAACUCGUGCAACAGUUCCUCCUUUGGGCCCAGCGGCCGGCGCGGCCGCCAGACCUACACGCGCUACCAGACCCUGGAGCUGGAGAAGGAGUUCCACUACAACCGCUACCUGACGCGGCGGCGGCGCAUCGAGAUCGCGCACGCCCUGUGCCUGACCGAGCGGCAGAUCAAGAUCUGGUUCCAGAACCGGCGCAUGAAGUGGAAAAAGGAGAGCAAACUGCUCAGCGCGUCUCAGCUCAGUGCGGAGGAGGAGGAGGAGAAGCCAGCGGAGUGAAGGCGCUGGGAAGGGCCGGGGGCGCGAAGGGAGAGGCCUGUGGGCAGCCGAGGGCCUUGGAGCUCUGGAGAAGGCUCUGCGGGGCGGGGGGCGCCUGGGGACCCGCUCCCCAGCACGAGACGGGCGGGGCCCAGGGCUCCCCGCGUCGCCCCCGCCCGCAGAGCUCUGGCGGGUGCCAGAAGGCGGUGCAGCCUGAGCCCACCCGGCCCCCCUCGGCCCCCUCCCUCCCCGCCGCACCCGCCUCGGCCUGACCAGGCUCCCUCCCCCCCGCCCCGUGAGAACUGAGGACCGGACUCACUCGAGGUUUCCUGGAAGCAGAGCAAAAACACUCUUGUCCGUGUCGCAUCUCAUUUCGCCCCCGUCCCCCCGUGCACGGUUCAAUGGUAGCUUCGCAGCCCCCUCAGCGGGGGCCUCGAAGACUCCCUGACCCCAGACCUCUGGCCCGGUCCCUCCCCGAAGCCACUGGAAGGAGCACAUACUACCUAGAAGCAAGAAGAGGAGCCUGAGAAGAAAACAAAGUUCUAUUUUAUUAAUUUUCUAUGUGUUGUGUUUGUAGUCUUGUCUUAGCUCUGGACGUGAAAUACUUCCGUAAUAAUAUUAAUAUUAUUAAUAAUGAUGAUGAUGAUAAUAAUAAUAAUAAAGACAUAA